Messenger RNA from Aptenodytes forsteri (emperor penguin), 756 nucleotides. RefSeq names its product ankyrin repeat domain 60 (gene ANKRD60). Lineage: Eukaryota; Metazoa; Chordata; Aves; Sphenisciformes; Spheniscidae. The coding region runs from base 1 to 756 and encodes 251 amino acids. The record is from RefSeq and is a predicted model, not a curated record. The transcript has 4 exons. Gene Ontology annotation, molecular function: protein binding.
AUGCCUUCCCGGCCCCUGCGGACCUUUAGUGUCCAGCUCCGUCUAGCUGAAACUAAUGAGAUCUUCUCACUGCCUCGAUGCCAAAAUGACCUGACUCUGAAGAAGCUUAAGUCCCAUUUAGAAUUGUUGACUGGGAUCCCCCUUCAUUUCCAGCGGCUUCAGUACCUGGAUGAAGUAGAUCUGCCAGAUGAGUCUACAUUUAAGGACAAUGAUAUUGUCCCUGGUGGAACGAUUACAAUGCGCAUCUGGCGACAAGAUGGCUGGGGGCAUCUGGUGGCAGCUGCUGCAAAAGGAGAGACUAUGAAGCUAGCCCGUCUGGGAGUUACGGAGGACUUUGCAGGCACCACGCCGCAUGCAGAGUUACUGGGACCAGAGCAGAAAAAGGAAUGGGUAGCACACCGAGCUUUUGUGGCACUGUUUGUUGCCAGCCACAGAGGUCGUGUUGAAACUGCCAAGUUUCUUCUGAGACAUGGUGUGGAUUUGCAUUCUAAAACCCCGCUCGGAAGGACUGCCCUUCACGUCGCCGCUGUCGCGGGCCAGUGUGACUGCAUUGAACUGCUCCUUAGCUAUGGGGCACGAGCUCUUGGCCCAGACAGCGAGGGACAAACUGCGGUGAGCCUUGCCCGCCUGUGGGGCCAGGAGCAGAGUGAACGCACCAUGGUUUGCUUCCAGUGGAGGAAGAGAUCCCCUGGCGCUGGGCCACCCGCCAGCGCUGUGAGUCGGGCCUUGCAGCAGACGUCUGGUCCCUCGUCCUAA